GUCCUAUUCCAUGCCCUGGUUAGUAGUUCUAUUCCAUGCCCUGGUUAGUAGUUCUAUUCCAUGCCCUGGUUAGUAGUCCUAUUCCAUGCCCUGGUUAGUGGUCCUAUCGUUAUUUAUUUACUCCUUGACGAGCACGAUCCAAAAUGACUGAAUUAAUACUGUAGAUAUGUGAUUGUGUUGGUGAUGUCAGCAAACUAUCAGCUGAUGUGGUGCCACCCUCUCGUGGUGCCAGCUGAUGUCACCACAGUGUCAUCACUAAGCCCUUGUAUACGUGAGAAGCAGACUAACCUGCAUGGCCUGUUAGGAGAGAUAAUAGGAUUUAGUUCCUAUAGACCUAAAUGACUCUAAUGGGGUAGUGGCCUCUCUCCUCUCUGGACAGCUAGCCAACCGAUAGGCUGUCGCAACCUAAUCAACUUGCUUACAGCCAACCAAUAGGCUGUCCCAACCUAACCAACCUGCUUACAGCCAACCGAAAGGCUAUCACAACCAACCUGCUUAUCCUCGGGUCAAUCUAAGCUGUUUCUGAGAAGAGACAGUCUCAUCUCAGUACUAGGAGACGUACCGGUCGGAGAGGGAAGCCAAGAAGUGGUACCUUUUGGAUGAUUGAAGUGGACUUUUGUUGAUUGUAUCUGAUAUUAUUGUUGUUGGACUCUUUUCAUGUUUGUUGCCGAGCGCAGUCAAGACAGAGCCGACGUGAUGCCAGUCACCAAAUCAACCAAGAAGAAGAAAUUGAAGAAGGAGGCCAGUGAUGUGGAGGACACAGAAGGCAGCCCCCCAGAGCCAGGUAUUGAGAUGGAGGUGCUGGCCAAUAGGAGGCCGUCAGAGACCGUUCCUUUGACCCCUGAACCACAAGACGUCCCACCACAGAAGAGGAAGAAGAAAAAGAAGGCUCAGACCCUAGACAUGGAGGAGCCGGAGCUGGUGAACGGGGGUGGGGUGGAGCAGCACACGGACGGGGAGGAACAAGUCGUCACCCGGACAAAAACCAAGAGGAAGAAGAAGUCCAAGAUUGACAUGCAUUACACCAAUGACCUGGGUGUGGAGGAUGGUGACAUUGUCAGUGGUCUGCACCAUGCUAUCCCCCAGCAUUCCCUGUUCUCUACUCCUCUGGGCCACAGCCAGCCUGUCGGAAAAGUGUUUGUGGAGAGAAACAGGCGUUUCCAGCCAACUGACCUGCCCAAACACAGUGCACAUCUGGAGGACUACAUGGAGGCCACGCCCCUCUGGACAACCAGGGAUGUAGCCAUGAGAGUACACAGUGGAUUCAGAGUGAUAGGUCUGUUCUCCCAUGGCUUCCUGGCUGGCUAUGCAGUGUGGAACACCGUGGUGGUGUAUGUGUUAGCUGGGGAGCAGUUCACCACCCUCCCUAACCUGCUGCAGCAGUACCACUCCUUGGCCUACCCUGCCCAGUCUCUCCUCUACCUACUGCUGGCUAUCAGCACGGUGUCCGCCUUCGACAGGGUGAACCUGGCUAAGGCCUCCAUGGCUCUGAGAGGGUUCCUCACCCUGGACCCGGCUGCUCUGGCCUCCUUCUUGUACUUUACAGCGCUCAUCCUGUCUCUCAGUCAGCAAAUGACCAGCGAUCGCAUCAACCUCUACCCCACUGCCAACGAGACCCUGUGGCCCCCUGGCUCAGAGCACCAAAUCCUCCAGCCCUGGAUAGUGGUAAACCUGGUGAUAGCCCUGUUAGUGGGUCUGGCCUGGGCCUUUGUCUCAACACGACCAGACAUGGACUACACAGAGGAGUUUUUGAUGGCGAUGGAAGUUGAAGAUCUCUACCCAAGACAUGACGAUAACCCAGACCUCUCAGCCUGAAACUCAGUCUGUCGUGUUCUGGUUGGUUCCACAUCAGCUGUAAAGAAAAGAAAGUGUGUUUUUUGUAUUAUGUGUACCAUAAAAUGAUAGCAAUUUCCAU
Molecule: messenger RNA, 1915 nt
Organism: Coregonus clupeaformis (lake whitefish)
Lineage: Eukaryota; Metazoa; Chordata; Actinopteri; Salmoniformes; Salmonidae
Gene: tmem237a
Product: transmembrane protein 237a
Exons: 11
Coding region: 658-1815 (385 amino acids)
Biological process (GO): cilium assembly
Cellular component (GO): ciliary transition zone
Source: RefSeq, a predicted model, not a curated record